This is a messenger RNA of Achroia grisella, 1126 nucleotides long. RefSeq lists its product as uncharacterized. The transcript has 3 exons. The record is from RefSeq and is a predicted model, not a curated record. The coding region runs from base 51 to 926 and encodes 291 amino acids. Lineage: Eukaryota; Metazoa; Arthropoda; Insecta; Lepidoptera; Pyralidae.
UUUGAAGCGCACGUAUCAUUUAUCCCGUUGCUGCCGUCUCAAUAGAAGUCAUGAACUGGACUAACGAGAAGGUUUUAAAAUACAUUGAAGCCUACAAAGAUAAAGACGUGUUGUGGAACCCAGCACACAAGAACUAUUACAACAAGAACUUAAAACAGGAGGCAUGGGACGAACUGUCCGUGGAGAUGAACUGUUCAGUUCAUGAACUUAAAAAGAAGAUGGACUAUUUGUUGGCAGCGCUGCGUCGUGAGAAGGCAAAGAUAAAGAAAUCUAACGUACCUGGAGUAGGUCCUGCCGAAGUCUACCAGUCCACUUGGUACCCCUUCAAAUACAUGCAGUUCCUGUUCUACAGAAAUAAACCUCGCCAGAGAAUGAAUACUGAACAGGAAGAUCAAGAAAUGCACAAUACACGGACUCCUUCAAUCGAUACAGUUUCGUCUGCAGAGCAAACUGUCAGCAAUAACACAAUAGAUUCUUCCACAUCCUCAUUGAAGCACAAAUUGAACAAGUUCAUGGUAUGUGCCGAGGCUAAUGACAUAAGAUCGGCGUCCACAACUGAUUUCGCCAAAUCUUCUGCUUCUAAAGUAGUUCUCGCUUCUGAAGCUUCAGCGGUUACUGAAUUAGAUGAAUAUCAACUUUACGCUAAUUAUUUAGCUGCUAAAUUUAGAACUUAUUCUAAAUUAACCUAUAUUGAUAUACAGCAUCAAAUAAACAACCUUUUGUAUCACUCGGAUUGUGAGCAAUAUGACUAUAGAUGCGGAUAUUCCUCUAAUCAAAGAUUUUCGGGGUACCCUCGGCGAGAUUCUCCUCCACCACAGAUACCGACCACAGUUGAGGAUCUAGUGCCAGAAAUGAAUAGCUCUCAAGAAUCUCCUUCGAAUUAUUCGUUCCAUCAACACGUGGAAACGAUUCAACGUAGUCCGUAACACGAGUAUGUAUGACUACAUACUGAUUUAUAUCUUUUGGAAACCUCGGUAAUCCAGCAGAAUAGUUCGCUGCUUUACUUUCCAGUGAUCGCAGGUUCUUGUGUCAGAUAUCUCUGUUUUUAACGAUUUCAGUAUUUUUAUAUAUGUGUGUAAAUAAUUGAAGUAUUGAAUUGAGUGUGAAAUAUUGAAAUGCCAAUCAA